AAAAAAAAUCCAAAAUUUCACAGAGAACAACUUGCAAAUACGUCUUCCAUCAUAACACUCGAGACUGGCGCGCGAAACCCAAUGCGGUUAAAGCUUGUAUUCCUUCUGACAAUAAAUCGUAGGCCGGCGUCGUUUUCAGCCAAAAUAACGAAACCAGUGUCAACAACUAUUCAAAAGUGUCCGCCACAGUCAGUGAGUUAGACUGAGCCUACCCGUGCACAUUAGUCCAUCAGUCGAAGAUGGCGGAGGUGGCCACAAAAAGUAUUCUCUGCAGAUAUUUUCUUGCAAAUGCGUGUCGGGAUGGAAACGAGUGCAGAUUUUCCCACGACAGAGCAACCGGAAUUGUCGACAAUGUCUGCCGCUACUUCCAGAAGGGUGAAUGCCGGUACGGCAAACGAUGUCGGGACGAUCACGUUCGCAGGCUUUCCAACGGCCAUCGAGAAGUGAUCUCUCGAGGUAGAAACUCCCAUCAACCACGUAGUCCGGCCACCGACGGCAGCAGACAUUAUGGAGGCAGCAGUAGCAGUGGGGGACAAAGCCUUCAUUUCCAUGGACCAGGAGCAUCAGGAUCAUCUGGAGGAGUGGUCGACGGUCGUUCGUUUGCCGAUGCAGUACGGCCCUUCGCCGAUCCGCUUGCGGCGGAGCGUGCGCGGUUAUCACGUCUUCCUUUGUGCGAGUAUCAUAUGAUCUCGGGUGCGUGCCCAGAUAAGCGGUGCCGUGCUGUUCACGGUGAAUACUGUGAUGCCUGCAACAAAUUUAUCCUCCACCCACACAACCCUGACCUCGUCAAACAGCACCGGAAGGAUUGUUUAAAACAACAGCAACAGCAUGCUGAACUAGCGGCGGCCAUUGCUCGAUCAGCAUCCCUAUCAUGUGGCGUCUGUAUGGAGACAGUCCUCGAAAAAGAGCCUCCUUCGAGUAGAAGGUUCGGUAUCCUCGAAUCGUGCGCACAUGUCUUCUGCUUGCAGUGUAUUCGGCAAUGGCGACAGGUUAAAACUUUCGAUACAAAGACUGUCCGUGGCUGUCCCGAGUGUCGGACGCCAUCUGACUUUGUGACGCCUUCUUCAUAUUUCGUCGACCGAGGUGAAGAAAAGCGGGCGCUUAUUGAGGGUUACAAGAACGCGUUAGCGACAAAGCCGUGCAAGUACUUCAAGCAGGGCCGUAGUACUUGCCCCUUCGCCAACAAAUGUUUCUACAAACACGCUCUUCCAGACGGCACGCCGGCUCCUGACGCUGGCCCUCCUACAACCCGUCGACGCUUCGACGCCGAGGGAAGCGUGCAGAUCUUCGAGGAAGUGUUAUGGCGGUUUAUGGACAACAUGUACGAUGAUGUGGUGUAUGGGUCGGACGCCAGUGCCCUCGAGGAAAUCAUGUACGACGAUGACUAUUAAUCAUGAUAUCGUGGUGAUAAGGAAGAAUAAGGCAAACAUGGAGGGAAUGACAGAUAGAUUGAAGCGAGGAUGACCAACUGAGGACUGGAAAGGGCUUCACAACGACGAUGACAUUUACACGUGACGAUACUACCAAAUAUCCAAUCAUCAUUCAGUAAUGAAGAAGAGUAAACAGUUGCAAGGAUAUUGAAACACGAUAGUCCAUCAAUCAUUUACUACCAUUACACAAUCGUUAGAACUAGCAGCAGUAGAAGAAAAAGACACUCGGAAGCAGUGUCGCGAAUCCUUCUUCACUCAAGAUGCCAACGAUUAUCGAGUCAACAAGUAUUUCUGAAGUCUGGUCGAUAUACAAACAGUUUAUUAAUAUAUAGAUAACGAAUAUAAUCAACCCAUGCUGGCGACGCAUCAUUAAAAACAAACACCAGGAAUCUCGAUCCACUCCACAUAUUUAUUUCGAAUAAUGGAGAGGUUGCGUCGUGAAGGGAAGAGAAAAUCUGAUUCAUGACAAAAGCACAUAGGUGUCCAUUAUGCAGCAAAAGCGGCAGCAGCAGGUUCGGUACAAUUGUGCGCGGGACAAAAGAUAGUUACCGAUAUAUAUAUAUAUAUAUAUAUAUAUAUAUAUAUAUAUAUAUAUAUAUAUAUAUAUAUACACGUAUCAACAACAUGUAUAAAUACAAUGUGUAUAGCAACUGUGAUCUGAUCCGGUAAGGGGACGGAGACAAGGAACGCUCCGGACUGCUUAGUGUUUGGCUUCCAUGUAGUCAAAUGACCCCCUUGUCACACUCGCGCCGAACAAAUGACCAACGAUUCGUGAUCUCGUCAGCGCGGGUUGUUCCUCUGUCGCACUCUGAUGACCUAGACUCAUCCGUCACUGUGAUCCGAGCGGAACGUCGCUAAAACCAGUUCAAAGCAACACUCAGUUCAGUGUCCCGUAAAAUCUAUGCCGUUCUGCUUGCCUACCUGGCUGCCAGGCAGCAUCCUCAAGUUGUGCAAACAGCUGCCUUUCAGCUCGCUCAGUCUGCCACGAGUCAGUACGUUGACGAAUGCCUGUAGCUGCACGCUCGCAAACAUCAUGUACUCGACCCAGUCAUGGGGGCGCUUUCUGCGUGCCAUGAAAUUCGCAUUGCACUAUGACGGCGUGUUAAAAGAGUCGAACGUUUAUGCGAAGCCUCGCCAAGACGAGGUCGCAGGUACAAAUGCUAGAACGCAACCACUGUCAGACGGAAAGAUACAAAUGCUACUUUACGUUUCGUGCGCGGCCAUCAACGAGCGCUCUAACGGGCUACGGCAACGUUCUGAACAGAAUCUAAUGAGAAACCACUACCGAUAAGUGAUUGACGUUAAACCGAUUAUUUAUGAUGACACUAUGAUCGGAUGAGAAAAGAAGUACAGUCGGAAAGUAGAAACGAGGGCUGGUGAAAACGUAACGUUUAUAUAACGACAUUAUAUCCUGGGAGAGGCUGUUGUUGAGGGACUCAAAUUUGAUCAAAUCUGCCUUGCAGACAUUUUUCGCCCUUAUUAUAAAAAAGGUGCGUUUUUUCUACGGUUUUAGAAUUAUCUUAGACCAGUAGCUAGUGAUAUAUAUCGUUAAUUGUACAGAAACGUACUGAAAAAAAGCACUCAACAACGGUCAGCUGCCCUGUAACGAAGCUAUGAAAAUCACGAAAAAAACAGCGAAAGCACGUAGAGGCAACGAAUUCCAAAACAUGUCUACACGCUUUUGAAACGUGUUUCCGUGACUCUGUGUAUCAAGGCUAAAUGAUGCGUAAACUUGAAAACGAGUAAAUUGGUGAGCGUAAAUAAUUCACAUGAAAGGAACCGACGGAGUGUACCAAUGCUGAUAACAAUGAUUAAAUAAAACGAAAUGAAUGAAACUACUUCAGAUGACCUAGCACAGCAAGAAAGCACGAGCAAAUAUGGCGAAGAGAUGAAGAUGACAAACAGAAACCACGUCUGCCGCUGCCUCUUCGUCGCAGCGACCCGGCCAACUCCACAGGCUCCUGACCAUUUGUGGAUAGAUGGCAGUUGUUGUGUGUCGCAGCUCGAAUUCGGGGAGGUACCGUCGGCUCGAUGGUUACUCUGUGCGCCAACUGUGAUCAAUCGGCCACACACCGUAGCCGUACGGGAGCGCAAUCUGUAAACAAUGCUAUACGUAUUAUUACGAAUGCUUCGAAUUCUAAGAAUAUAUAUACGCUGUAGCAUAAUGAUAUUGCAGUAACUGAUCAAGCGAUGCAGAAAAAGGAUGAAAGAAAAGCGGUAGUGACGUUUUCAUGACGAUGUGUUGCAUUACUCGAACAAAUUCAUAAUAUAGUGGGUCAUUGAACUGGGUGACAACAAAAGACCCCAAGAAUGCUGACCCACUAUCUAGAAAAUAACAGCACAGAGGCAAUAUGAUGACUAGGAAGGAAUAGCAAUUCUAAAUUAUGCUGGUAAUAUAAAUUGAAUAAUUUGAAUAUGAAUUAUGAAAACGACAGAAAUUAUCCUACAACAAAAGAGACAGUAACACAUACACACUCCGGUUCGUACAUAGUGGUAAAGAUAGAAAAUUAGCAAUUCUGACGACGAAAUCGAAGUUUUUGGUGACAACAACAGGCAAAGCAAUACAACAGUGACUUGUAACUAGCAGUAAUUAAUUGCUAACGGUCCUGGUAUAGAACUGACGAUUAGCUACGGUGAUGUUGGCAAAAAUCUCGAACGGCUCCCUAAAUAAACCUGCGACAAGUAACAAUUACAGCGAAGUAUAUUGGAGGCAAUUCGUGACAUUUUAACUGAAAUAGAUAAAGAAAUAGAGUACAGAUAUGCUGUGCUCGUGGAAUCCGUCAUAAUGGUAAGAUUGUGCACGCCGGUGCAAUACACGGUAAAAUUCAGCAUCUCAUUAUUCUCUUGUUUGUGAUAGCUAGCAGCGAUGGAAUAACGAAGUCAUUAUAGUGGAAGUUCGUCGUGUUGCAGUAGCAAAAAUCGUAAUUGGAUGGUGUCACAGGAAUCACACAAGGAGUAAAGCAGUACACUGUAAACUGGAUUGAGACAGCGGAAGAGUGGGUGGAUGGAUGCACGGCGGCAGGUAAAAGAUAUAAUACAGAAUGAAAAAAGCAAAUUUCUUACGUCUAUUAAUGAAUUUGCAAAUUUAUAUACGUUUGAGACAAAGAAAAACGACCUGUUUGACCAAUCCGGUAUUUCUAAGGUCUUCUGAUAGCGAUAAAGGAUGAGUGUCAAAUGUUGUUUAAAAGAAAAAAAAAAA
Varroa destructor (honeybee mite) is the source of this 4629-nucleotide messenger RNA. RefSeq names its product E3 ubiquitin-protein ligase makorin-2-like. Lineage: Eukaryota; Metazoa; Arthropoda; Arachnida; Mesostigmata; Varroidae. Gene Ontology annotation, molecular function: metal ion binding; ubiquitin protein ligase activity. Gene Ontology annotation, biological process: protein polyubiquitination. The record is from RefSeq and is a predicted model, not a curated record.